Messenger RNA from Syngnathus typhle (broad-nosed pipefish), 2438 nucleotides. RefSeq names its product alkaline phosphatase, intestinal, tandem duplicate 1 (gene alpi.1). The coding region runs from base 154 to 1764 and encodes 536 amino acids. Gene Ontology annotation, biological process: dephosphorylation. Gene Ontology annotation, cellular component: plasma membrane. Gene Ontology annotation, molecular function: alkaline phosphatase activity. The transcript is spliced from 11 exons. Lineage: Eukaryota; Metazoa; Chordata; Actinopteri; Syngnathiformes; Syngnathidae. The record is from RefSeq and is a predicted model, not a curated record.
GCUGGCGAGGGCCCUUACUUACUACACACCCAGCAGGGCUUUAAAAAGGCAGGUCUCACAGGUCUCAUACUCCAUACUUUUUGGUUUUGGCGUUUUCUUCUGAACACCAGUCGAGUCCAGCAUCUUCAGCCUCCGAGUCACAUCACACCAGGGAUGCAGACGCCACAUCGCUGGUCUCGGAAUCUCCCACUCAUUUUUCUGGGAACUAUGUUGCUGGCAGGAGAUUGGGCUGCUGUGGAAAGCCAAGUCCUGUACGAACAUGAAAGAGAGGCAGCCUACUGGGAUGCCCAGGCCAAGGCCACGCUGGAUGCUGCGUUGAAACUCCGCCCUCGGGACCACCAGGCCAAAAACAUGAUCUUGUUCCUUGGAGAUGGAAUGGGCGUGUCCACUGUGUCAGCCGCUCGAAUCCUGGAAGGCCAAAUGCAGGGCAAUGCAGGAGAAGAGACGGUACUGGCCAUGGACGCCUUUCCAUAUGUGGCACUUUCGAAGACCUACAGUGUAGACAAGCAGGUGGCAGACAGUGCCAGCACAGCUACAGCUUACCAUUGUGGAGUGAAAGCUAACGCCAAAACUGUUGGACUGAGCGGCAAGGCAGUGGCCUAUGAAUGUAACACCACCUUUGGCAACGAGGUCUACUCUGUGUUGCGACGUGCAAAAGCCAAAGGUAAAUCAGUCGGUAUCGUGACUACCACUCGGGUCCAGCAUGCAUCACCGGCUGCUGCCUAUGCACACUCAGUCAGCCGGAGCUGGUACAGUGAUGCAGAUCUUCCCAGCAGCGCACGUCAUCAAGGGUGUGUGGACAUCGCCACGCAACUAGUCACCAACGUUGACAUUGAUGUGAUCUUGGGAGGAGGGAGGAUGUACAUGACACCAAAAGGAACUUCCGACCCUGAGUAUCCAGCGUCCAACUCUCGCAAGGGGGACCGGAAAGACCGGAGGAAUCUUAUAGACGUCUGGUUGAAGGCUAAACCAAACAAGAAUUCACACUAUGUUUGGCACAGGAAGGAGUUUGAUGAAAUAAACGUUGAAACUACUGAUCGACUCAUGGGUCUGUUUGAGCCAAAGGAUAUGAGAUUUGAAGUUUUCCGAAAUGCCACCAGGGACCCUUCAAUUGUGGAGAUGACUGAGAAAGCCAUUCAGAUCCUGAGCAAGAAUCCAAAAGGCUAUUUUCUUUUUGUGGAAGGAGGGAGAAUUGAUCAUGGACACCACGAUGGCAUAGCCAAACUUGCACUGACAGAGGCCGUGAUGUUUGAUCGAGCAAUCGAUCGAGCUUCUCAGCUCACCAGAGAAUCUGAUACACUGACUGUCGUCACGGCUGACCACUCGCAUGUUUUCACUUUUGGCGGCAACACACCCCGAGGAAAUCCAAUUUUUGGGCUAGCACCAAAAAAAGCAGAUGACCAAAUGCCUUUCACCAGCAUCUUGUACGCCAACGGCCCCGGUUAUGUGCAUAUAAAUGGAACCAGAGGGAACAUCACGAUGGUGGAUUACUAUGACGAAGAGUACAUGCAGCAGGCCGCCGUUCCUCUUGAUGCUGAGACGCAUGGUGGCGAGGAUGUCACCAUUUACGCCAAAGGCCCCAUGGCUCACCUCUUCCACGGGGUCAAAGAACAGAACUAUGUGGCUCAUGUUAUGGCCUAUGCUGCUUGUUUGGAACCCUAUACAGACUGUCCCCCUCAAACUCAUUUCCACACGUCCAGGGCGUGUGUGCACACGUUCUCAAAUCUAUUUUUUUUACUAAUUGCCUUCUGGCUAUCAGGAUGACAUCAACAAUAGAAAUGGAUCAAUUCACAGAGGUAUAAUGCAAGUAAGUGCAUAGCAUCUUUGCAGCAAGGAAUAAUUGAAGUAUUGAGCCAUCUCACUUGAAAUUUAAGCUAUUUAGACAUCAUCCAUAUAUGCAAGCAAGAAAAACAAUGUUUUAGGUAAACACCAGUCAACCAUUGGAAUAUGCAAAGCUUUAUAUGGUUAUUUCAUAUAAAGCAAUAUUGUCAUAGUAUGUUGUUACAAAAAUAUGCUGGUCAGGUUUCUGUCCUACUCUCAUCAUUCCAAUUAUUUACACAUGAAUCUGAGGUUGACACACCGAGAAUAACUUGAAGUCAACAAGGAUAACUGUUCACUUUGUUGAUGCACAUGUUGACACUGAAUGAAGGGCUGGACUCUAAACCAGGAACCAGCUUGCCAUGCCAAGCUCGAACACCAAUAGAACUUAAGAAUUUGUAAUGGUACUGUAUGUAUUUUCCAGGUUUUUAUAAAAAAAAACAUUUAAUGAAAUUUUAUCACAUCUUCACCUCAUGGGCAACGCAUUUAAUUUUUUGUUUCUCCGAGUUGCUGUCACUAAUCUAUUUUCAUUGUCCGUUAAUGUGUUAUAAAUGCAAAAUGUAUUUUUAUACAAUGUCUGUGCAGAAUGUCAGAUUGAAAAAUAAACAAAUUAAAUUAAA